AAAAUAACAAUUAUUAUUAACAGUAAACUUUAAUUUUUGAAAAAAUUUACAUAUCUUGAAAAAUAAAACUAUUUCAUAUUAACAUCCGGUUACUGAAUUUAAAUAAAUGUGUGUAUUAUGAAAAUUGGGAUUGGAGGUCAUGACAUCACUAGAGAUAGAUAUAAAGGUUGCUACGGGUCAGAAAAAUUAAGGAAAUGAUGGAAAAGUCAUGGAAUUUUAUGAAAAGUACUGGAAAAAUAUCAAACCAGGAAAUGACAGGAAAAAUUUUCUCAGACUAGUACCCAAGAAGCACGUAAUAUAACCUCAAUAUCAAGUAUUCCUGUUAACAUCUCUCUUUAAAAAAAAGUAUAAAAUAUGUCUUCUUAUUUGAAAUCUAUCAUCCUAUUUUGCCUCAUAAUUAAAAUAAUGGGACAAGCCAAAAAACUGGAAACUGUAUUUGAGUGGAAAUAUAUUGAUUAUGUGUGGAAUUCACCACAAGACAAAGAAGCAGCCAUCAAAUCUGGAAAUUACAAUUUUCUAAAUGCAAUUCUUCUUGAUGUUGAUCGAUCACAAGAUGGGAGAACAUUUGUUACUGUUGUCAGGACCCAAGGAGUUCCAGCGAGUUUAGGAGUGGUGUCUAAUAAAAAAGGACCUGGAGGUCGUUUAUUGAAACCAUAUCCAAGUUGGUCCUGGUAUAAACCAGGUGACUGUAAUGGCAUCACUAACGUUUAUAGAAUUACUAUUGACAGGUGCAACAGAUUGUGGGUUUUAGAUAAUGGAGUGAUUGGCCAUGAUCAAGUGUGUCCGGCACAAUUAUUAACUUUUAAUUUAACUACAAAUAAUUUAAUAGAUCGAGUAAAAAUUGAAGAUCGAAUUUCUCAAAAUCCUCAAACUCAUUUUGGUACUUUAGUAACGCCAAUUGUUCAAACUGAUGGAGAACAUUGCGAAACAUCAAAAGCUUUUCUAGCUGAUGUAAAUGGUUUUGGAAUGGUAGUUGUGGAUUCGCCUAAUAUAUGGCGUUUGAAUGGACCAUAUUUUGAACCGGAGGAGCCUUCUUCGGAGUUUUCAUCUGUGACAGUUGCCGGUGAAAAUUUUUCAAUGGCGGAUGGUCUUUUUGGCAUGGCAUUAUCACCAAAAAUUGGCAAAAAUCCACAACAGCUUGUUUUUCGACCAUUUUCUUCACGUUCAAUUUAUGCGGCCAAAGUUGAUGACAUUUUGCAAACAAAAUAUGAUAAGCCAUUAGUUUAUUCUAAUUAUUCAAAUGUACUUCCUAGUCAAGCAACAGCUCAAGCCUUCAGUUCAAAUGGCGUUCUAUUUUUGGGUCUCACAAGCGAAGUUGCCAUUGGAUGCUGGAAUCAAUUUAAGAAAAUGACACCACAAAAUAUUGAAAUAAUCGCUCAAGAUAACAAAACACUACAGUUUGCAAGUGGGAUUAAAGUAAUCCCGGCGUCAGUGAGACAAAAGCAGGAAGAACUCUGGGUGGCAACGAAUCGUUAUCAAAAAAUGGCAGUUGGAACUAUUAAUUUUAAUGAAAUUAAUUAUCGAGUUUUAAAACAAUCUGUGAGGACAUUAAUUGCUGGCACUAAAUGUGAUCAUCGUCAUUAUUAAUUUCAUUCGUAUUGUAAGUGUGUCUAAGCGGCCAGGGUAGUUAGGGGAUAUUUUUCUUAAUCCUUGUUAGACACCCUAAUUAUGUUCAAAAUAGAAAAAGUAAAUAUAAAAUUAUAGUAUUAAAAUUUUUAAAUAUAUUAAAUUAGAUUAAAACAAAUAAAAAAAAAUUUUUGUCAUUUUCCAAAAUCUUAUAAAUUGUGAAAAAGAACAACAUGUCUUUACAAACAUAAAAAAAUUUUCUGUAGCUGAGUUUCUAAUAAAUAUAAUAAAAAUGUGUAA
Messenger RNA from Leptopilina boulardi, 1866 nucleotides. RefSeq names its product major royal jelly protein 1-like. The record is from RefSeq and is a predicted model, not a curated record. The transcript has 7 exons. Gene Ontology annotation, cellular component: extracellular region. Bases 355 to 1587 code for a protein of 410 amino acids. NCBI's taxonomy places the organism in Eukaryota, Metazoa, Arthropoda, Insecta, Hymenoptera, Figitidae.